CUACUCCUCCUCACUCCUCUGUGUCCAUUCACACAGCUUCACACAGCUCUGAGUGCAGACCUGCUGUCUUCCUUCAAUGGACUCCAGCUCUUUGGGCCAAGCCCUCUUUUACUGCUCAUGUGGAUGAAAAUCGCAGCUCAUCACCGUUUUUGAUUUUUGCUGCUGUUGCUGCUGUUUUUGUUGUUCUCCCUACACUGCUGCUGGGGGAAGUUAACUGCUGAGACUUUCCUGUGUUGCCAUGAACUUCUGUCGGGCUUAAAGUUUCCAGAGUAGCUCAACUAAUGAGCAACAGCUCAGUCCAAGGCUUUUAAAGGAGAAGACGCAAUUCAGUGAGAGGAAAGAAAACUGUGACGCUGAAGGAUUUUGGGGGUUGCUGUUUUGGGUUGGCCACAUCCAAAGGCAGGGAGAUAGAAAGAUACACGGAGGCACAUCACAUUUUUUCUCCUUUCUUGGACCACCAUGGCUUCAGACAUACGUGACCUGAACACUCUGCUACCUGCGGUCCAGGCCAGCCCCAGCCCUGGCUGCCCAGCCUUACCCGUCUCUACGGCCCCUCAGUGGGCUCCUGUUCUGGACUUCCAUACUGCUGCGUCCCCUUAUUCCUCGCUAGCUGCACCCCACUCCUCUCUGGGACCACACUCUUUCAUUAAGCAGGAGCCCACCUGGGGAGCCACCAGUGACCCCCACCACCAUGACACUGACCCCCACUGUGGUCUCAGUGCCUUUACGGUCCACUUCUCGGGACAGUUCACAGGCACAGGGGCCUGUAGGUACGGGGCAGCCUUUGGGGCACCUCCACCUGCUCCAGCAGCCAGCCAGCCCCCGUCUGUGGCUGCCCCGCAUCACCACCAGCCGCCCAGCAGGAUGUUCAGCAACACUCCGUACCUGACCAACUGCAUGGAUACACAGCAGGCAGCCCGCAACCAGACAGGUUACAGCACGGUUGCAUUUGAUGGUACUGGUAAUUACAGUCACACUCCGACGCACCACAGCUCCCAGUUUUCCAACCACUCCUUCAAACAUGAAGAUGCACUAACUCAGCAGAAUACUAUAGGUGAGCAGCAGUAUGUGCCCCCGGUGCCUCCUCCGGUCUAUGGAUGCCACACGCCUUCAGACAGCUGUACAGGCAGCCAGGCCCUGCUGCUGAGAAACCCGUAUAACAGCGGAGAAAAUUUAUAUCAAAUGACCUCUCAGUUGGAGUGUGUGGCAUGGAACCCUGUCAAUACACUGGCAUCCACCAUAAAGAGCCACACAGCCGGCUACGACAGCGACCCCAGCGCGCCCAUGCUGUACAGCUGCAGCACGCAGUACCGCAUACACACACACGGAGUCUUCAGAGGCAUACAGGAUGUAAGGCGGGUUCCGGGCAUCGCUCCUGCCAUAGUGCGUUCCGAAGGCAGCGAGAAGCGUCCGUUCAUGUGCGCCUACCCUGGAUGCAACAAACGCUACUUCAAGCUGUCGCAUCUGCAGAUGCACGGUCGGAAACACACAGGAGAGAAACCUUACCAGUGCGACUUCGCCGACUGUGGCCGAGGUUUCUCUCGCUCUGACCAGCUCAAACGGCACCAGAGGAGACACACAGGAGUUAAACCCUUCGAAUGCGAGAGGUGUCAGAGAAAAUUCUCACGGUCUGAUCACCUUAAGACACACACCCGGACUCAUACAGGUAAAACAAGUGAGAAGCCCUUUAACUGCCGGUGGCCAAACUGCCAGAAGAAGUUUGCCAGAAGUGAUGAACUGGUGCGGCACCACAACAUGCACCAGAGGAACCUCACUAAGCUCCAGCUGGCCAUAUGAACCCAGUUCCAAACACAAACAUCUGGGUUGUGCUACAUCUGCUUCCAUUUUGAGACUCUGCCUAUAGGCCAUGCCUCUGCACCUGCUAAGCCAGCCUCUGCUCUGUCCACUGUCUGAAUACUACAUAUAUAUUACCUGCAGCAUUGCUGUAUUCAUCUGCGUUACAUUAUACAGGUGUCCCUAAUAAAGUGGCCGGUGAAUGUCUGUACAGAGCACCAACAUUUUUUUGCCUCCUCGAUUCCAUUGAUCAUAAAACUUUUCAGAAGUCCCAUGUUUUUCCCAUAAUAAAUACAUUUGUCAGAGCAUAAUAAGCUACUGCUGUCGCCUCAUCAUGCACUCGCCACUGCAUCCUUGGCUUUCCCGCUCUAAAUUGUGAAUUUAUUCCUAUUGAGCAUGUAAAUGAUACGAAUCAGAUCAUACUGUGUAAAUGUUAAUUAAACCAAUGCAAAUAGCUUUUUGCUGGGCUGUGUAACUGAUGAAGGAACAGCUGACUCAGCUAACUGAUGUCCAGGAGUAGGACUAACUGACUGCUAACACUGACAGGGUUGUUUACAGUACUUCUAGACAUUUGACCAUUUAGAGGAAAUCUCAUCCCUGCAGAAGUGUUCACGCUCUGAUAUUGAUCCUAAAGGAAUGAGAAGCUGUUGUACAGGCCACGUUAGAUUAAGAUUUCCCGGCCCAGUAUCAGUGUCAGAGUCUCAAGCCAGUAAAAUGCCUCUUUCCCCUUGUUCCCAGUUAAUGUGUGGUUUCCUACCACCGGCUUCUCCCUGUGUACAGACCGAUCAGACAUUAUUGUUAUUAUUUAUAUUAUUAUUAUUAUUGUUAUUGCUUUUCACUGGAAUGCUUUUGAGGGUGUCGCAGUCGUCUUCUCUGCCUGUACCUGCAGUAGAGUUGUCACAGUUGUUGUGCAAAAGAUAACGCUGACUUUCAUUUCAAAUUAAGUCAAAUGAAUUGUUCGCCUCCUAAGCAGCGUUUGACGUGUAACCCUGUGUUUUUCUCUACCGUUUUGUGGUUAAUUUAAAUGUUGGACGUUGGUCCCAGCAGUGCUCGGCGCUCCUGAAGCUGCAGCGUCUCUCGUCCCUGCGCUGUGUACAUUUCACUGGACCUCUGCAGUGAUUUAGACACUGCAAGCUCUAAGAUAUGUCUGCUGGGUCACACUGGCUCUGUGGCCCAGACUUUAUGGUCAAGAUGUAAAUAACACUUCUUCACCAUGGGAACAGAACUCUUUCCAUGAGGGAACACAUGUAACUUAACUGAUAAAUUCCUUUCUCUUUUGACUGAUCCAGGAACUGUUUAUACUUUUUUUUCCUUUUUUGAUGUGUAUUAAUGUUGAGUCAUAAACAACAAAUGUGAGUGAAACAUUUUGUACUUCACAGUGUGAGAUCAUUGAAAAUGAUCAUUUCUCUCUGUGUAAAUGUACUGUAAGUGUUUUGAUACACAAGUGGUUUGUCCCUGUUGUCUUUAUUUAUUCAGUUUUGAUUUUUAAUAUUAAGUAAUUAGUAUCUAUACUUUUGAUAUUUGGACUUGUUACAGUACACAGACUAUUAUUCCAUCAUCACAAGGAUGUUACUCUAGUUAAAUGUGAAAUAUGCAGCAUGACUUUGUAAGUUAAAAUAACUGCAUUCAACGAAUGUGAAAAUACUAACUUAUCAGCUUGUCAGAUGACCUUGACCACUGUUUCCUCUCAUAACUCCCUAAAGAGAGAGCGAGAGGGGGGGUCGGUGCAGUAUAUCCUGCCUAGCUUGGAACAAAAACAACAAUUAUUAAUUUCAAAAACUGAAAUCCAUAAUUGGUUUUGUAGCUGGAACUGUUUAGAACCUUUAGAUCAGGCUGUGUUUACGCAGCAGUUGCACAAUCACGACACACGCAAACUGUACAACACCAUCAACUUUGCUCCCUUUAUCUCUCACCAGAUUCCUUGUUGCAUUCCUUGGCUCGCCCCUCAGUCAAAUAAAAGGGGGGAGCGGUG
Molecule: messenger RNA, 3766 nt
Organism: Betta splendens (Siamese fighting fish)
Lineage: Eukaryota; Metazoa; Chordata; Actinopteri; Anabantiformes; Osphronemidae
Gene: wt1a
Product: WT1 transcription factor a
Exons: 9
Coding region: 460-1797 (445 amino acids)
Biological process (GO): regulation of transcription by RNA polymerase II
Cellular component (GO): nucleus
Molecular function (GO): RNA polymerase II cis-regulatory region sequence-specific DNA binding; DNA-binding transcription factor activity, RNA polymerase II-specific
Source: RefSeq, a predicted model, not a curated record